UUGCCAUUCUGAACAAUCUCGCACCCCGAAUAAGAACAAGACCCUUCUCGGUUCAGGGAAGAACCAAGUACCCGAUCGGGGGAAUUGAGGACCGCGGAUAUUUAUGGCUGGAAGUCUAUUGGUCAAUCUCUCGCCGACACCGGUACCUGUACCUGAGCGCAAUCGCCUGUAUCUCGUCAUAUCACCUGUAGCUCUAUCACGGUGCCAGUUUAGCGUCAUAGCCCCUCAGUUUUGAAGGACCAGUCCUUGCCCCUCUGUGCCUGGCCGUUGAUAUUUUAUUGACCAGUCAGGCGGGAUCUGCUACAAGAAGCAAAUUGUACAAUCUUCGAUUUCUCUUCACUGGUAGUACUGCUUCACGAUGCCGCGCACUUCUCCACCCUUGUCUUCUACUUUACCUCCGCUCAUUUGCGGAACCGCGACGUUUAAUGAUCAAUAUAACGCCGAUCCCCAGGCACUUCCAACAACAGCAAUCGUUCAUCGCGCAUUUGCGUCAGGAUUGCGCGCAUUUGAUUCUUCCCCAUAUUAUGGUCCUUCAGAACAAUUACUCGGACAAGCUUUGGAUACUCCCUUUAUAGAAGAGAAUUUCCCGAGGAAGGACUACAUGGUCCUGACGAAGGUUGGCCGCAUAAAGGAAACCGAAUUCGAUUAUUCACCGGAAUGGGUUCGCGAGAGCGUGGGCAACAGUCUUGGAAAACUGCGGACCAGAUACUUGGACUUGGUUUAUUGCCAUGACGUGGAGUUCGUGACCCCGCCAGAAGUACUUGCCGCUGUAAAGGAGCUUCGUCAGAUCCGCGACGAGACAGGUGUGGUCAAGUAUAUUGGAAUCUCGGGAUAUCCAGUCAAUACGCUCUGCGAGAUUGCUGAGAUGAUCCUUCGCGAAACAGGAGAGCCUUUGGAUGCAGUCAUGUCGUAUGCGAACUACACUGUGCAGAACACUAGGCUCGCAACGGAGGGAGUCGCGAGGCUUCAGGCAGCUGGUGUCGAUGUUGUGUUGAACGCAUCCCUCCUGGGUAUGGGCUUAUUGCGAAGACAAGGCGUUCCAAUCGGCGGCCAAGGAGACUUUCAUCCUGCUAGUCAGGACCUUCGAGCCGCUGUGCGACAGGCCACUGAUGUCUCCGAUCGUCACAACGAGAAACUCGAAAGUGUGGCGCUCCGCUAUGCAUUGGAGAGUUGGCUUUCUGCGGGCAGUGCGGUGGGCUCAAAAGGGAAAUUGAAUUUUGGCGCACCAUUAGAAGAGGGUCGAGCAGAUGCUGCCCCUGAUCGGAAGUUAGGAGUUAGCGUGAUUGGAGUUAGCUCCACGGAGGAAUUGGAGGAGACUUUACAGGUAUGGGCAAGCAUUUUAGAUGGUAUUGAGGACUCUAUUUCCGCCAAGGAACGCCCGAACGAUUAUGAGAAAAGCGUUCAGAUGCAGGAAAAGGUCCAAUCUCUUGUCAAAGAGAUUCGGGAGUCGUUAGGAGAGUGGGUCGACUCUACCUGGUCAAGUCCACCUGCAGGAUUUAAGAACACAAGAGGGAAUUGACAAACAAACAAUCCGCCUGCCGCUUCUGGUGUAAUGCAGAAAAAGAGUGAAGAAGCAUUCCGAAUGUACACAUAACAGGGGUAGAUUUACCUGCUCCAAUCGCCAAUCAAAUGGCUGGCUUAUAUAUAGAAUGAACAUUUUCGAUGGCCCACGUUGCAGCCCUGAAAUUAAAAAUGAUGAUAUCCGCCAUUAUCAGCGACACAGUUGA
This is a messenger RNA of Xylona heveae TC161, 1727 nucleotides long. Its product is annotated as Aldo/keto reductase. The record is from RefSeq and is a predicted model, not a curated record. The transcript has a single exon. The coding region runs from base 359 to 1519 and encodes 386 amino acids. Gene Ontology annotation, cellular component: cytosol. Gene Ontology annotation, biological process: dehydro-D-arabinono-1,4-lactone biosynthetic process. Gene Ontology annotation, molecular function: D-arabinose 1-dehydrogenase [NAD(P)+] activity. NCBI's taxonomy places the organism in Eukaryota, Fungi, Ascomycota, Xylonomycetes, Xylonales, Xylonaceae.